GCCUCUAGCAGCCAAUGGGAUGUGAAGUCUCCCUGCCAGCUCCUUCCUCUCUCAUACUUCACUCUGGAUAUGCAGCUGAGCUAAGGUGUGUUAUAACGUUUGGGUCCUAUAGAUUGAAAAGAAGGUUGUCUGCCACCAUGAAGACCUGGCUGAUCUUCAUAUAUCUGGUCCCUACUGUGAUAAGUAUAGAAUGGAUGGUGGAUAGUACUGAAGGACCUUCACAGCAGCAGAACAACAGCAGCGCAAUUAAGGAAAAUUGGUUCUGGCGGCUCUUCCCUCUGAAGUUCCCUUCCUUCCAGGUGACUUCAGAUUACAAUGAAAACAACAGAAGCAAGAAUCUGAGGAAUCCAGAAGAAGGGCUAGUAGAAGCAAUUACAAGGAAUGAGGAAACUGCUGACUUGAAAGCUGAAUCUAACACAGCAAGUAGGGAAGAAGAAAGUGAAAGUAUUACAAAGGCAUGUCAACUGGCAAGACUCCCUGGAAACCUCUUAUUGGAAUGUCUGAAUGCCACAGAGCCAUCCUUUGAGGGUGCAGCCACAACAAAGCCUACCAUAGUUCCUACAACAGAGACAACUGACAGUAACCCGCCCCGACGAUGCCAGCCUCUCAGUAAUCCAUGGUCAUCAUGUAAUGAAUCCACAGUGGAGGAUGAAUUAAAGUUGGCUGAAGCUCUAAGUGAAUUUGCAAUCAAUUUCUAUACGGCAGCAAUACAGUAUGAGGAGAGUGACUCUAAUCUGGUCUUCUCGCCCUUCAGUAUCUCCAUGAUGCUUUCUAACCUCUUGCUAGGAGCUCAUGGACAAACCAAAGAAGAUCUUGAGAAUCUGCUCUCCUACCCUAAAGAAUUCACUUGUGUCCACGAUGUAAUGAGUACAUUCCGCAAAUCAGAAGCCAUGAAGGCAGCCUCUGCAAUUUUUGCCCAACCAAGGCUCACCUGGAACAGUGAUUUCUACCAGCUGUCACAAAAAUUCUAUCGCACUGUGCUGCGGAGUCUCACUAAUGACAGUGCCAGUGAUGUAAAUGAAAUCAAUGACUGGGUGAGAAGAAAUACAAACUACAAAAUCAAAAAGCUCUUGGAUCAGCUGGAUUCAGAUGUCCAGAUUGUGCUUGUCAAUGCUGUCUACUUUCACUCCAAGUGGAAGAAUAUAUUUAGGAUAAAAGAUACAACAAAGGAAAAAUUCUACCGCCCAGGCCUCCCUCCCUUCAAGGUGUUCAUGAUGACCAGUAAGAAAUAUCCGUUGGCUUUCUUCACUGACCACACUCUGCAGGCCAAGGUUGGUCAACUGCAGCUGUCCCACAACAUGAGUCUGGUUAUUAUCAUGCCUCGAUUCCUGUCGCAGAAUCUUUCUGAUGUGGAGAAGCGUCUCAGUGGGGAUAUCUUCAAAUCAGUGAUGACCAAGCUGGAGCACAUCCCUUUCAAACCAACUGUAGUGACUAUUCCCAGGUUCAAGGUGGACUCCUCCCUGGACCUCAUGUCCGUAGUGGGAGAGAUGGCAUAUGGUAUUUUCUUCGAUGCCAACUUGUGUGGAAUUUCUGAAAGUGAAGAGCUGGCAGUGUCCAGUGCCCAGCACAGAGCUGUGAUGGAAAUCAAUGAGGAAGGAGUGGAGGCAGCUGCUGCCACAGCUAUUUCCCUGGCACGUACAGCCAAUUUCUUUGAGGUGCAGCAGCCUUUCAUCUUUGCAGUAGUGAAUGAGAAGAAGUUCCCCAUCUUCAUGGGGCGCAUCAACAAUCCACAGGCAUGAGAUAACUUCCUCCUUGCUCCUCUCACUUUCUGUCUGUAGGUGUCACAUCUUCCACCAGUAGGAUUGUCCUAGGCUCAUCUUGCAGUAUUUACACAUAAUGCUUUGAUUGGCUGUGGUGCACGCACAGAGUUUUUCAGAUCCCUUUUUGCUUUAACCAAUUACUUUAAAAAAAAAAAUCCAUUCUCACCUUUUGCUGAGGCUCAUUUAUGUGAUAGACUGAAAAAGACAUCUCAUCUGUCAGGUCCUUCUUUUCCCAGGCGCAACCACUGCAACAAGCCUGUCAGCCUCUUGCAUUUCUUUCUGCUUGAUAAUGGAAUAAAGAAUGUCCAUGCCA
This is a messenger RNA of Heteronotia binoei (common prickly gecko), 2073 nucleotides long. It is a transcript of the gene SERPING1, whose product is annotated as serpin family G member 1. The record is from RefSeq and is a predicted model, not a curated record. Bases 15 to 1739 code for a protein of 574 amino acids. Gene Ontology annotation, molecular function: serine-type endopeptidase inhibitor activity. Gene Ontology annotation, biological process: negative regulation of endopeptidase activity. NCBI's taxonomy places the organism in Eukaryota, Metazoa, Chordata, Lepidosauria, Squamata, Gekkonidae. The transcript is spliced from 9 exons.